Molecule: messenger RNA, 927 nt
Organism: Oppiella nova
Lineage: Eukaryota; Metazoa; Arthropoda; Arachnida; Sarcoptiformes; Oppiidae
Source: the annotation of a GenBank genome assembly
AUGUCUGGGUGGGGAAUAUAUACGACAUCCAAUUUUCGCGAAGCUGUUAAAGUGGUGUCCGUCCCACUGGUAGCACCGGGCGAUGACCAGGUGCUCAUCAGGAAUAUCUACGCCGGUGUGAACGCCGCCGAUGUCGGCACGACUGCCGGCUUAUUCAACCCAAACGCUGAGUUGCCUUUCGAUGUGGGACUAGAAGCUCUUGGUGUUAUCGAGGCAGUUGGCAAGAAUGUGACCACACAUACAGUGGGACAGUAUGUCAUUGCAUUUGGUGCCAACCAUACCAAAGAAUUUGCUUACGCAGAGUAUUUGUAUGUCCAACCGGAGGAUGUGAUACCAGUCCCGAGUCUGAACCCAAAGUUUCUUGGAUUACUAGUGUCGGGCUUAACGGCAACCAUUGGAUUGGAUGAGUUGGGUCGCAUUCAAAAAGGGGAUAAAGUGUUGAUCACAGCCUCCGCGGGAGGAACGGGUCAUAUAGGCGUCCAAUGGGCUAAACGAAAGGGCGCUUAUGUUAUUGGGUUGACAUCAUCGCCAGAAAAGGCCAAACUCUUGACAGAGUUGGGAACCGAUCGAGUGAUCGAUUAUAAGACCGAGAACUUGGAUGAAGUGCUCACUAAAGAGUUUCCGCAUGGCGUGGACGUGAUUUGGGAGACAAUUGGUGGACAGGUAUACGAAACUCUGUUCAAUCAUUUGGCACCGAAGGGUAGACUAUUAAUUGUGGGCUCUAUUAGUGGACAUUUAACAUCACCUACCAUUGACAACCUUAACAUGAAAGUUGAUCACAAGGCUUUAUGUGGCAAAUAUGUGCGGCAAUUGAUUGGAGACGUUGUGAAUAACAAACUGCGAGUUGUGUUAGAUUUGGGACAAAACAGGAGUGAAGGGGAGUUCGUGGGCAUAGAGUCAGUGGUCAGAGGGGUUGAGAUACCAUAA